AUGUAGGAUGCUUAAGACAAAUUAGAAUUAUAUUAGAAAUUCUUGAAGUAUCCUCCAUUUUAUACGUAAUUUUAUUUUCAACAAUAUUUAGUUUAUAAGACCAUAAAGAGACAAGAAAAAAAUAAAUCACAUAAUGGAGUGAAAUUGUGCAUCUAUACUUUUAAUCUCAUAAAAUUUUGCAAUCUUCAUUAAGCUAAAUGUUAACUAUUCCUAUAUUUUCCGAUUCAUCAUCUGGGGUUUUAAGAAAGUUAGAUGCUUCGGAAAUUAAAGAAAUCCUUGAUCAAAUGGCACAAUUAGGAUCUAUUGAAUGGAAAAAUGAUUAAAAUUUCAGUGUUAAUUUAGUCAGUCCUUUUGAAUUAGCUGAUGCUAUAUAUGCUUGGGCUAAAGAGAAAAAAUUAAUUGGUUACACUGAAACUUUAAAAGGUAUUACUGAAGGAAACCAGACAGAUUAAACUAAAAGUAUAAUUACAACAUUUAAUAUAGAAUUCUAUGAUUUACCAUAAGAAUAAAUUCUGAAAGCAUGCUUAAUUUUAGAAGAGACUGGAAGAUGUUAAGUCUAUGAAUUUGACGGUUUAUACAGUAUCAAAUUUAUUUGAUCCUAUCAAUUUUUUAUUAA
This is a messenger RNA of Paramecium sonneborni, 616 nucleotides long. The record is from the annotation of a GenBank genome assembly. NCBI's taxonomy places the organism in Eukaryota, Ciliophora, Oligohymenophorea, Peniculida, Parameciidae.